Aspergillus puulaauensis is the source of this 666-nucleotide messenger RNA. RefSeq lists its product as uncharacterized. Lineage: Eukaryota; Fungi; Ascomycota; Eurotiomycetes; Eurotiales; Aspergillaceae. The coding region runs from base 1 to 666 and encodes 221 amino acids. The record is from RefSeq and is a predicted model, not a curated record. The transcript has a single exon.
AUGGCUUCCCCAGACAAACCUCAGAUCCUUCUGCUCUGCCUCGCCUACCGACCCAGCCUCGACCUAAUGUACCCCUCGCUCUUCAGAAGACUCUCCGAAGUUGCGCACGUCAAGCGCGCAGAAAACCCAACAACCGCACUCCGAGAAAUGGCCGAGAACACCUUCAAAGUAAUCAUAUUCGCAGACGAGGGCCUGGCCGACUACCCCGUCCUCGACCACCUGGAAGUACUGGACAAAGUCAAGGCUUACGUUCAGAAUGGUGGCAUUGCCAUAGUGGGCCUGCACUUCCCUUGUGCAUCCCAAACCUCGAUUGAUAUGUUCUUCAAGCACUUUGACCUUCCUUGGUGGUGUGGUAGUUAUUACCUCACAGACGUACAGCUUAAUCCGUCUGCCGACUUGCCUGAGGGUACUGCGACGUCUUCGUUACCCGAGACGCAUACAAUGAGGGCUCUCCAUGUGGCAAACGCUGGAGCUCGGGAAAGGGUGUAUGUUCCUGUCGAGGGCAAGACGAAGCCGACUUUUGGUUUGGACCCGGAGGAAUCGGUUACUCAGGCUGUUGUUGCUGCGGCGAGAAUUGGCCAGGGGUAUCUUGUUUACUGUGGCGAUGUUAAUCCCGAGCAAGCGUCGGGUCAUGUCAUAUUGGCGUUCUGUGGGGUUGAGAUAUAG